UCUCCCCUAAUUCUUCCUUGCCCCGCAACACCCCACCCCCACCCAAGUCUAGGGCACGCCGCAGCUCCGCCGAUAACUCCGCUGCCGGAGAUCAAUUACCGGCGAGCUCCAUCUCGGAACCUCUCCCUUUCAACAAAGUGCAACUUUGUUGGUAUGGCGAGUUAUUCCGGCAGAGGUGGCCCUGCAAAUGGUUCCAUUUAUGUUUGCAACUUGCCUCCUGGAACUGAUGAGAGCAUGCUUGCCGAGUAUUUUGGCACCAUUGGGUUGCUAAAGAAGGACAAGAGGACUGGUCAACCAAAGAUUUGGUUAUACAAAGACAAGGUUACCAAUGAGCCCAAGGGUGAUGCGACAGUUACAUAUGAAGAUCCACACGCAGCUCUUGCAGCUGUGGAGUGGUUCCAUAACAAGGAUUUCCAUGGAAGUAUCAUCGAGGUUUAUAUAGCAGAGUCCAAGAACAAAGAUUCAGGCGAUCUGUCAUAUAGCCAACAAGUUAACCAUGCUGCAGACUUAAGCAUAGAAGGUUUGGGCGGGUUGGAUGAUACGAAUGGUGGUGGAGGCAGAGGGAGAGGACGAGGUGAUACUUCUGGAAAGCCAUGGAAACAGGAUGGAGAUUGGUUAUGUCCAAAUACAAGUUGCACAAAUGUAAAUUUUGCCUUUCGUGGGGUGUGCAAUCGCUGUGGAACUGCUCGCCCUGCUAAUGCUGGUGGAACAGGAGCCACGGCUGCGGGUAGAGGUAGAGGCCGUGGCAGCACUGAUGCAGGUGGACGCGGUCGGUCCGCUGGUGGCCCAACAGGACUUUUUGGUCCCAAUGACUGGUCUUGUCCAAUGUGUGCCAACAUAAACUGGGCAAAGCGGCUGAAGUGUAAUAUUUGCAACACCAAUAAGCCUGGCCAUAAUGAAGGGGGUGUGAGGGGAGGUCGUGCUGGUGGGUACAAAGAACUUGAUGAAGAAGAAAUUGAGGAAACAAGAAAACGGCGAAAAGAAGCUGAAGAGGAUGAUGAAGAGAUGUACGAUGAGUUUGGAAACCUCAAGAAGAAAUUCCGUGCAAAAACACAGCAAGUUGAAAGUAGACAGAUGCUCCCUGGUUCUGGGCGUGCUGGAUGGGAAGUUGAGGAGCUAGGUGUAGCUGAAAGAAAUGGUCGGGAGAGAAGCAGAGACAGAGAAAGCAGCAAAAGCCGAGAAAGAGAUGGAUAUGGACAUGAGAGGGAGAGGAGAAGGAGCCGCAGCAGAGAGAGGGACAGGGACAGAGACAGAGGAAGAGGAAGAGACAGAGACUAUGAUUAUGAAAGAGGCCGGGACUAUGGGAGAGAUCGCCGGCGAGAUUGGUAGUCAGCUCUACUCUCUAGGAGUUGUGCACCUUUUGCAUCUUCAACGAGGCUUUUUUCUUGUAUGGAACUCUAAAACUUUACGCAUGUAUUCUUCGAAGAAUUUGUUGCUUUUGGAUAUCUUUUACCGAUUAGAUUUCAAGUUUGUCAAGACUUUUUGAUUUGUUAUACGUUUUAGGUUUUAACUGCUCUGAUUCUGUUGCAAGGUGUUAUCGAUAUUUAUCAAGUUCUAAGCUAUGUGCGUCCUA
Messenger RNA from Asparagus officinalis (garden asparagus), 1573 nucleotides. Its product is annotated as transcription initiation factor TFIID subunit 15-like. Lineage: Eukaryota; Viridiplantae; Streptophyta; Magnoliopsida; Asparagales; Asparagaceae. The transcript is spliced from 8 exons. The record is from RefSeq and is a predicted model, not a curated record. Bases 154 to 1329 code for a protein of 391 amino acids. Gene Ontology annotation, molecular function: RNA binding.